AUGAAGGUGUUGUUGGUUGAACCUUCAAAUCAAUUGCAAUCAUCUGACACAAGUGGUAGUAUUGCAUGGGCACCAGACGAUGUGUUUGCCAAAGUGAUGGGUAAGGAGCACAAAGGUCGUAUUUGUGGGGUAGGAUUUGAUCCAAGCCCAAGUAGCCGAAGUAGCAAGAGUGCUCUUACGGACCUUCAAAUACGAUCAAGUCAAUCAAGGGACGACGAAGUUGCACAACUAAAGGCUUCCUUGGCUGAGAUGCAGGAGAAAUUGUCCUCUUUUGACGAAAUGAAGGAAACACUUAGCCAAUUCGAAGAGAUGGAGCAAAGAAUGGCUCGCAUGCUUCAACAAGUGCAACAAAUAACUUCACAAUGCAGUCAAGUUGGCAUUAAUGAAUUUGAUUUUGGAGUUUCUAAUGGUUAA
This is a messenger RNA of Quercus robur (English oak), 414 nucleotides long. RefSeq lists its product as uncharacterized. The coding region runs from base 1 to 414 and encodes 137 amino acids. The record is from RefSeq and is a predicted model, not a curated record. The transcript has a single exon. Lineage: Eukaryota; Viridiplantae; Streptophyta; Magnoliopsida; Fagales; Fagaceae.